GAGCAUUCCAUUUUCUAAAAAUAGUUUCCUAAACUGUACGAAAGUUUUUAUCACACGCGGGAAUAUGUGAAUUCAUUAUCAUCUCAUUUGGAUUUCGAUAUUGGUAAAAUAUGUUCCAGUGACAGAAGUCUCACUUAACGCUAUUAUGCGCAUUAAGGAAUUGUAUAAGUGCUUUAUCACUGGAAUAUCCACCACUUCUUCAUCGAUAACGGCCAAUAAUUGAUUAGUUCAAGGGUGUAAACAAAUUGGUCCCGCUGGUACUACUAUCAAAGAACACUACAAAGCUCCAUAAAUCACAACAUUAUGGCCACCGUAUGUGUCAACCGUAAUGCGUUUCUCGUUUCGUCACGUAUGCUCCAUUAUGUCCAUCCUAGGAUUUGGAAUUCCUUCGCAAGAAUUAAUUUUAACAAAUGAAUACCAAUGAAAACCGAUCCCCAAACGAUUAUGAAUCGCAAAACCGGUACAGAAAAUGAAGGAAGAUUCUAAUGGGUGAUCGGAACGGUAUUCAUAGCAGAGAGUGAUAAAGAUAACAUAUACGCAGAUACUCAACGGCAGCUUUAAAUGUGUCCAAUACGCACGAACGGUCCAUUCUGUCCGUUAGUCGAGGAUGGAGCGCGUUUGGAACCGGAACACUUUUGCAGUGACUCUCCUGUGGACUGCCACAUUAGUUUUGGCGGACAUUACACCAUUGUUUCUUCAACGGCAGUUUUUGGCUCCAAAUCUACAGCGCCAAAUUGGCUACAACGGCUUUCCAAGCUUUGAUUACAACCCUCAGCCAAAAGCGUUCGGUGGUUCUGCUGCCAGUGCUAGCGCAAAUGCUAUUGGACAAGGCUUUGGUGGUUUCAAUGGAAUUUCCGGUUCAAAUGCAGCCUCUAACGCUCUAAGCCAAAACAUUGGCGGGUUUGGCUUUUCCGGUUCGAAUGCAAACGCUAACGCCUUCAACCAGCAGUUCGGUGCCGGCGGAUUCGGUUCGUCAGCCGCCAAUGCUCAGGCCCAAUCGUUCCAGAGCGAUGGACCACUCGGUUCGUUCGGUGCGUCUGCUGCCAAUGCGGCCAGCCAGGGUUUCAGUGCCGGUCCGGGUGGGCUUGCCGGGUCAGCAGGAUUCUCCGGCAGCCAAACAUACAAUCUGCCGGGAAUGCGCAAGAUUUCACUAGCUUAUUCCAACGGGUUUUCCCUUGCCAACGGACAACCGUCUUCCUCGAACGGGUUUAGUAUAUCGCAAAGCUGAGAGGAAUAUUGAAAACAUCUCUCAAAGACACCCAAGAAAAACCCAUCCUACGUACUUUACUAAAUAACUAGCUCUUUUUAAAAAUAACUUCGAGCUGAUAAGCUUGUGUUUAAAUAAAAAACUAUUUAUUUUUUACUUCCCACUGCUACAAACUGCCCCUCGUCAUUGUUUGCAGCUUCCUACUACCGCAACAGUUUCCCAGCGAACAAAACAUAAUGAUUUGCGCAUAGAUUUUGUAAGCAACGUGGUCUGUGUGUGCGUGUGCAACAUGGUAAAUAAAAAACGGCAAAGUCGCUUAUCGCUCAAA
This is a messenger RNA of Anopheles funestus (African malaria mosquito), 1535 nucleotides long. RefSeq lists its product as uncharacterized. The record is from RefSeq and is a predicted model, not a curated record. The transcript is spliced from 5 exons. Bases 608 to 1228 code for a protein of 206 amino acids. Lineage: Eukaryota; Metazoa; Arthropoda; Insecta; Diptera; Culicidae.